Molecule: messenger RNA, 2757 nt
Organism: Heteronotia binoei (common prickly gecko)
Lineage: Eukaryota; Metazoa; Chordata; Lepidosauria; Squamata; Gekkonidae
Gene: RNF5
Product: ring finger protein 5
Exons: 6
Coding region: 571-1098 (175 amino acids)
Biological process (GO): ubiquitin-dependent protein catabolic process
Cellular component (GO): endoplasmic reticulum
Molecular function (GO): ubiquitin-like protein conjugating enzyme binding; ubiquitin protein ligase activity
Source: RefSeq, a predicted model, not a curated record
AUGAGACUCCGCCUCUCGCUUGGUCCGGAGUGUCCGUUUUCUAAAUUGGUCAAGGAACCCGUAGAUUAAGGCUGGUUCCGCCCUCCUCUAGGCAGCCACGAAUCAGAAUCGCCUUUUUAGUGGGCGUGUGACCACGUUAGUGUAUUCCAAUCAGAGCCCGUAUGUUAUCGCCUUGCUAGCACCCACCCUCGACGAUUAGCACAUUUGGCUUUCUGAAAGGCUUGUGUUUCAGUCAAUCAAGGACACGCCUCUCUUUUUUCCCCUCCCCAGUCACAUGAGAUUUUAUUUUGAUCGAUGAAACGAAGGUAGGGAAAUAAAGCUCUUAAGCCAAUAAUAUUGGCGCACAUUUUGACAGCCAGCUAACCUAACCAGUGAAAAAAGUUUUAUGAGCCUACACAGAGCUGUAGGCGGCGCUAAACCCAAUGCGCGCAAUCGGAAUCUCGGAGACUACAGUCGAUUGCCUCUCGCUCCAACGAAAUGUCAGUAGGGCGUGAAAGACGACCGGCUGGACCAAUCGCUGGACGCCAGGCGUUUCCAACAGCCCUCCCGCGGCUUAAGUGAGGGCGGAAGAUGGCGGCGGCCGGGACGGGUCCGGGGGAUCCCGACGGGGGGUCUGAGGGGUCAAACCGCGACCGGAGCGCCUUUGAGUGCAAUAUCUGCUUGGAGCCUGCAAGAGAAGCAGUCAUUGGCCUCUGCGGCCACCUAUACUGCUGGCCUUGCCUUCACCAGUGGCUAGAAACACGGCCCGAGCGGCAGGAGUGUCCCGUGUGCAAGGCAGGCAUCAGCCGCGACAAAGUCAUCCCCCUCUACGGUCGCGGGAGCUCAGCCCAGCAGGAUCCCAGGUUGAAGACUCCUCCCCGGCCACGGGGUCAGCGUCCAGAGCCCGAGUCCCAAGGGAGCGUGGGCGGUUUCCCUGAUGCAGCCACCGGCUUCCAUAUGGCGUUUGGGAUCGGUGCAUUCCCCUUUGGGUUUUUUGCUACCGGCUACAGCGGCCCCGGAGAAAGAGCAGAAGCGGACGCGAUGAGACCGUCGAGCUGGCAGGAUUCCUUGUUCCUCUUCAUCGCCAUCUUCUUUUUCUUCUGGCUGCUGAGCAUCUGACCGAGCCCUCCCGGACUUGCCCUACGCUAAAGACUUCAGAACUGGACAAGGAGGGCUUCGAUGGUUGGAGGGGGAAGGAGAUGUUGGGGAGGGGGCAGGGAAGGGAGUUUGUUUCCGGGCUGCUCGGGGCCGAGCAGGCAGGGGUCGUGAGGAUGUAAUUGAAGCAUGGUGAUUCUCUGUCAAAUUCCGCUGCCUCCCCCCACGUACACACAGAUGCGCGCGUGCAUCUUAUGCAGAAUUAAAGUAUGUAAUAGGACUACUUUGGAGAUUUUGCAGUAGGGAAGGGAUGGGGGGGGGGGAGUCCCAUGACUUAAUUGUGAUGGGGAAAUCUUGUAAUUCUCAAACAGUGGGUUUGUUAUUCCUUCCCCUCCUGCUUCCUCUGUGGGAAGGGGAGCUCAAUCCGAUAGAUUCGAGAGAGUGCGAGGGUGCGCAAUCAUCUGCCUCAUGGAGGACUGUCUUCCGGCACUUCAAAAUACUGUGUUGGCUCACCUACUGCUUGUGCCCCCGUAGGAUGGGGCGUGUGCCGUCUUGAUUUGUUGGCACUGUGGGCGAUUCAGAAUGGAGAACGUGCGAGAGACAAUGUGCAGGAGUCUUUCAUCUUGGCGUUUCUUGGUUGAGUUCCCCCAGCCCCUUGCUGUGGUUCGUGGCUUAUACGCCGUCCUUUGCUAGAGCAGGAAUCCAGAGUGACUUUGCCCUGUGUGUGAGUUGACACCAGGGUUUUCGUAGCAGGAACUCUUUUGCAUAUUAGGCCACACACCCCUGAUGUAGCCAAUUCUCCAAAAGCUUACAGGGCUCUUCUGGCCGGGCCUACUGUAAGCUCCAGGAGGAUUGGCUACAUCAGGGGUGUGUGGCCUAAUAUGCAAAGGAGUUCCUGCUAUGAAAAAAAGCCCUGGUUGACACUGUAACACGAGGGGCAAGGCAAGGAAAAGGGCAGGAAGGGAGCGUGUCACUUUUCUCGUCCUAAAAAGCACAAGUCCAAAGACCCAUGCAGGGGUGGGGAAGGAACACAAAGCCAGGAGAUGUCCAGGAACAGAGGAGAGCCAUUCUUGGAAGGACCCCUCCCCAACAUUAGCGCAUCCUGAUCCUGCCGUUCCAGCUGCCAGUCACUGGGCUGGGAUUUGAUUUGACAGGCCCAGUCGCCACCCUCCACGGGGCAGCAGAAGAGGCCCUCAGUCGGGUGGAAUCCUAGCAGGAGCUCCUUUGCAUAUUAAGCCACGCCCCCCCUGAUGUAGCCAAUCCUCCCAGAGUUUCCAAGGCUCUUUUUUGCAAGCUCUUGGAGGAUUGGCUACAUCAGGGGUGUGUGGCCCAAUACGCAAAGGAGCUCCUGCUAGGAUUCCACCCCCAGGCCUCCUCAUGGUUAGUUCCAUGGGAUGUAAGAAUCUGUCAUGCUUUUGCAAAGGCACCAGCUAGUCAAGCUACAGCAGUAAUUGAAGGACAAUUAGCCGUUUUCUGCAAAUUGGCAGGAGGGGAUUAUCAUGGCCAGGAGGGGACUUCCACUGUUUGGGGUCGUGGCAGGUUGGGGGAGAUCCUUGUCUUGAAUUAACAGUAUUUCGUGGUCCAGGAAUCUGUGAAAAUACAACUUUUUUCUUUUUGAGUGAAUGAGCAGAGACUUGGUGUAAAUUUAAAUGAUGCUGUAAUUAAAUUAACCCACGAUUCUUA